ACUCUGCCAAAGCAAUCUCCCACACCCACCAUCAUGCAGUUCAAGACCCUCCUCCUCCUCCCCGCUCUUGCGGCCACCGCAACCGCCACGGUCCAGGUCGCCUUCAGCGGCUUCUACUACGAAGCCUGCGCCGCCCCCAGCGUCACCGCGACCACCUUUUUCGAGGGCUCCUGCGGUGGCGUCCAAAACAUCCCGCUCAAGUCCUUUACCGCGAGCAUCUACGCCGGUGCCUGUGAAGACAGCGCCACCACCCCGUUCGUCAAACUGUAUACCGAGUCCGGAUGUGUGGAGGACUCGUUCUAUGGAGAGUUUGAGGUCGCUGCUGAGGAAAGCUGCUUUGAGGUUGAGGGGACGUUCGAGGGGUAUGAGGUUGUUUGUCAGUGAUAGGCGGGUGAGAGAUGUUGGAUCCAUGGAGGAGGCUUGUACUUGGUCCAUGUGUCUGAAACUCGGAGCAUUUUUGCUUCAAGUUAAAUAGGGCAGUCUCGCGAUUCUCUAGAACAGAAACAUAAACUUCGACCGAGGACCGAAUAUGUAUACGGACGAGUUUACAGGAAGAUUCUCCAUGACAAUAUAAAACUACACAUUCCCAGGUGUCUGUAU
This is a messenger RNA of Aspergillus calidoustus, 600 nucleotides long. NCBI's taxonomy places the organism in Eukaryota, Fungi, Ascomycota, Eurotiomycetes, Eurotiales, Aspergillaceae. The record is from the annotation of a GenBank genome assembly.